Paramecium pentaurelia is the source of this 974-nucleotide messenger RNA. NCBI's taxonomy places the organism in Eukaryota, Ciliophora, Oligohymenophorea, Peniculida, Parameciidae. The record is from the annotation of a GenBank genome assembly.
AUGAAGACAUCCCCUCAAUCAUUUUAAAUAGAAAAUGAAGAAACUGUAUGGCAUACUCGUAAAUUACGUUAAGAGACUGAGAAAGAUAUCUUAUUGAUGAAAAAUAGACUCAAAUUAUUAAAAAGAGGUGAUGCAUAAUUAUCUAAGAGAAUUGAUGAAACUAAGAAGAAAACUAAAUCAAUGAUAGAACUGAAAAAGAAUCAUCAUGCAUAAAUUGAAUAAGUAACUAACCUUAUUUAUCCAAAUCCUUUAGAAAAAAUUAAGUCAGAAGAAUGAUGAAGAAAUAUUGAAAGAUAAAUAGAAAUUAAAUUAUAGCCUCAAAAAAUAACAAGAAGAAUAAUUAGAAAUGAUUAAAAGAGCAAUGGAAUAAAUCAAAUUAGAAGAAUAUAAAAGAAUUAAGUAUUCUUACAAUAUAUCAUCUAAUCUAGAGAAUUAUCAAUAAAAAAUUCUGAAGCAAUUAGUAAAUAGAAAUAAGAUUUUCUUAAAAAAAACAGAGAGAAAAGAGAACAUAUAAAGGAAAUUAUGUCCUAAUCAAAAACUAAUAUAUCACUUUAUUGGAAUGAAAAAUUAUCUCAAAUCUAAAAGGAAAACGAAAAGUAUUUAUUAAUAAAAAUCUUCUUAGAGCUAAACUAGAAAAUAAGAGAGCUUGCUCAUACAAUAAGGCAUAAUAAGAAAAAAUGGAAAUGGAAGAAUCAUAUAUGAUGCAAAAAUUAAUGAGAUCAUAAGAAGUUUAGAAAAAAUUAAUAACAAGAUUAGAAAAAGCUAAAAACUUGCCUCAUGACGAAUUUAAUAAUUUAAUUAAAGAAGAAGAAGAACAUUCAAAUCAUCAUAAAACUAAUAAAAGUGUUGAAAUACCUCGUUGGUUACCUACUCCAGAAAAAGAUAUUGUAGUCUCUCAAAAAUUAGAUACAGAACCUUAAUAAGAUUAAGAUUAAUAAAAAAAAGAUGAUAAUCCUGAAGAAUAGUAAGAUUGA